This is a messenger RNA of Vespa velutina, 1655 nucleotides long. Its product is annotated as active regulator of SIRT1-like. Bases 287 to 709 code for a protein of 140 amino acids. Gene Ontology annotation, cellular component: nucleolus. The transcript has 5 exons. Gene Ontology annotation, molecular function: enzyme binding. NCBI's taxonomy places the organism in Eukaryota, Metazoa, Arthropoda, Insecta, Hymenoptera, Vespidae. The record is from RefSeq and is a predicted model, not a curated record.
UCAUUCGAUUUACGUAUAUUUUUCUUGUACAUACGUAUGACCUUGGUCAAAAAAUACAAAAUAAAUUCUAGAAUGAAUUGUUAAUUAAUAAUUUAUUUAAUGCACACUAUUUCAUUUUCUCGUUGUUUAUGACGUGUAAUACUUCGUGUGUAAUAUAUACUGUGCGUAUUAUGUAACUUGAGACAUGUGCGUGACAUUUCUGUAAACUUUGUGACGUAGAUCUUUAAUCUAUAUAUAUUUGUUAUUAUUAUUAAUUAGUAAUAAAUUAGUAAAAAAUAACUAAAACAUGUCCAAUUCGCUUGUUCGUAAGAGUCUUGAACUCUUCGAAUACGAUGAUUUGAAAAAAGAAAAAAAGAAGAAGAAACAUAAUAGUUAUAAAGGAACUUUAGAAUUAAUUCCUGCUAAGCAUAGAAUUAUUUCUUUCAAGCAAAAGACAAAUAUCAAUAAUAUUUUGGGUCGAUCCAAUAAAGUUACUGUAUAUGAAGCUAAAAAACGAUUAGAGUCGAAGAAGGAUUUAAUGGAAGAAAAUAUACAGAAUCUUUUAUUAUUGAGUAGUAAUUGUUUGGAUCAACAUACAGUUGACAAGGUUUUAAAACGAGCUGUUAAGAAACAAUAUAUUCCAAAAGAGAAAAAGAAGCCAAAACAAGAAAGUACUGCAUUUUCGGAGGAAGAUUUUAAGAAAUUUGAACAAGAAUAUGUAGACGAAUAAGGUUAUCGUGAAUUUGUAAUUUCACGACAUAAUAAUAUUUAUUUAGAUGAAAAUUGUGAUAGAUAUUAUAGUUUCUCUUACUAUCUAUUGAAAAUAAUUUUAAUUUAUCGUUCGAGUUGUCAAUAAUAUUUCUUUAUUUAUCAUAUGAAUUGUUAGUAGUAUGUUUAAAUUAUCUUACGAAUUAUCGAUAAUAUAUUUGAAUUAUCUUACGAGUUGUCGAUGAUUUAUUUGAACUGACUUUAAUUUGUUUUAAGAUUUUCAUAAGUUUUCUCUAUCAUUAUUUGAAAGUUUUGGAAUACAUAAAUAUUCUUAUUUAUUUAAAAUUGAGAUACGAGUCCUUUGUAAUUGAAAAUGAAUCAGUAUUCAUCUGGUGCAAGAGAUAUUAGAAAAAUUAGUAGUUUAUAUAUAUUCUAGAACUAUGAGAUGUAUAGGUUGUCUAAGCUCAUGUUCCAGAAGAUUUUUUUGGGGAUAAAUAUUGAGAUAGAUUUAAAACUCAAAGAAUCACUGAUUGCCAGUGUAUUGAUAUUAAAUGUGUGAUAAAUUUUUUUUAAACUAAACUUAAAAAAGAAUGUAGAAAAGCAACACUAUGAGAAAUAAAACGGACGUCAUUUAAGAGAAAUAUUAAGGAAGAAUGUUGUGUAAAAUUGAUAUCUAAAUAUUGGCAAAUAGUUUAUAACUUUUUAAGCGAGUAUUUAAUUUAGGCAUUAAUGUAGAAUAUCAUAAUAAAAAAUAGCCCAAGAAUUCCCAAAAUCUUAGAGAAAUGUGAAAUUUUUGCCACCUAUGUAAAUAUUUGAAAUAAAAUAUCAAUACGUAAUGUUAUAUGUGAUCAGUGUUAAACAGAUUAAUAUAAAAACAAUCUUUAGUAAUUUAAAUAGAUAGUUAAUAUUUAUAAUAAACCUAGACUAUUAAUUAUUUAUACUGAUCACUUAUAUUUUAUACUGAUAUU